Molecule: messenger RNA, 3340 nt
Organism: Armigeres subalbatus
Lineage: Eukaryota; Metazoa; Arthropoda; Insecta; Diptera; Culicidae
Gene: dx
Product: protein deltex
Exons: 6
Coding region: 648-2513 (621 amino acids)
Biological process (GO): Notch signaling pathway; protein ubiquitination
Cellular component (GO): nucleoplasm
Molecular function (GO): zinc ion binding; ubiquitin protein ligase activity
Source: RefSeq, a predicted model, not a curated record
CGUGUCGAGUGAUGCAAGAAAACAAAACAAGUGAAUGAUCACUCGAUCGACAAAAUUCGUUUGCUGGAGAAUGAAGUGAGACGUGAAUGAAGAGAUUGCCCACCUCAUUCAAAACGUAUAGGUAUAUGAAUCGAGCUAAAGCAGUCGUUCAACAGCAGUCAGUGUCAGUGGUCGUAUUCGAGAGUUUGAACAAGUCAAUUAAAAUUAGGAUGGAUGUGUAAAGUGAUUGAUACCACUUUGGAGCCAUUUUUUAGGUUUAAUUACAGUUGGAAGUGCAAUUUUUAAUGCAACAUGUAGUGUAACGCGCAAGGGAUCUAUUCAAUCAUGAAUCGUUGACGAGAGUGAAGAAAUGUUAUCAACAAGUGGGCUAAGGGGCAAUUUAAGGCUGCUUUUAAAUGGUGGGUUUGAUGCUUUUAAUUGCCCAGUAUUAAUCGCAUUUAAAAUAAGCAUCAUUCAUCGUAUUAAAGGUUGAUGCGCGCUAUGGCGAAAAUGGACUCUGUGGAGAUGAUCAUGUAAAGUGGUCUGGCGCCCCGUGGCAGUAGUGUAGGCAGAAAGAGAGAGUAAAAGAAAGAGCAUUAUUAGUCGUGUGCCAUAAAUUAGUGUUGAGCCGAGGUUAAGUCCAUAUCGGCCUGAUCUAGGUUAACAGAAUGACAAAUUCUGGUCAUGCAGUGGUUGUUUGGGAGUUUGAAUCUCGCGGUGCCAAAUGGCUACCGUACAGUCCGGCUGUUUCACAGCAUCUAGAAAGGGCUCACGGCAAAAAACUCACUCGAGUUUUGCUAAGCGAUGCGGAUCCUUCUCUGGAGCAGUAUUAUGUCAAUGUUCGAACUAUGACACAAUGCUGUGAGGAUCAAGAGUUCGCAGUGACAAAUGUUCGAAGGCAUUUCUACAAACCAAGCUCUCCGGCUGGUAAAGGAACUAAAUGGGAAUGGUGUGGCUCUUCUGGGAAUGACUGGCACAGUUACACGAUGGAGGUUCAGUGCGUGAUAGAAGAAGCAUGGGCUCGAGGUGAUCAGACAAUAGAUCUUACGAAGACUAAUCUCAACCUGCCGUAUACAAUCAACUUUCUGAAUCUCACGCAAAUACGGCAUCAAAAUGGACCUCUAAGAAGCAUACGAAGAAUACAACAGGCUCCGUAUCCCCUCGUAAAGCUACCUCCUAAUCAGCAGGCACCUUCGACGCCUCACCCUUCAAUUUCCGUUCCCAAUCUUCCCCCAAAACCAAAUCAAAUAAUUUCGAGUGGAGCAAGCUCGUGUUCAUCAACUACAUCUGGGUCUCAACAGUCUACAUCGCACCUUCACUCGAAAUCAAAAUCCCAACCAAUACUGUGUGCUAACCACCAGAAACGACCCACCAAAGCCCUCAAAGCCAGCAAACAGUUAGACAUGGUUCCGGUCACUCCGACCAAUCUUGCACGUCAAAUUCUGCACAAUCUCAACAUCUUUGGAACAAAACAUUCUCAACAUCAAGAGCUCUCCGACUACCCACCAAACAUCAAUCCUUCCACGUCGAGUCAGCACCACAGCCACCCCCAUCAACAUCAGCAGUUUCACCCCGGUAACUCUCACCAGCAAUCGAUUCGGAGUAAUCCGAGCACUCGGUCGAUAGGAUUCCAAAGACACCGAAGUAAAUCUCGCAGCCGUGGUGAAUCGCUUAUCGAAACCGAUUCGUCCAGCAUAAAUUCGGGGCGGAGACCCAGCGUAGACACGGUGUCCACCUACCUCAGCCAGGAGAGUAAGGACAGCACCGAUAGGAAAAGCAAUAACCUGGGAUCGGUCUCCGAUCUGUUGGACUGUUCGAUGGGAAGUGACGAUGUGUUCACUUCUGCAUCAUCUCAGCCGAGUAUUCCUGGAGCGAUUGUCGGAGUGGACCCGGCUAGUGAUAUGAUAUCGCGAUUCGUGCGGGUGGUAGAUCCGCCGCAAUGGCCUCAUGCCCAACCCUGUCCGAUGUGUAUGGAAGAGCUGCGACAUAACAAUCAUAAUCCAACCGUUUCGCUGUCACGCUGUCAACAUCUUAUGCAUUUGAACUGCCUGAAUGAGUUAAUUCUGGGACAACAGAAGGAAAAUCAAAAAAGUCUUUACAUCGAAUGUCCGAUUUGUAUGUCUGUUUACGGUGAGAAAAUAGGGGAUCAGCCUCCGGGAACAAUGUCAUGGAUCGUCAUACCGCGCAGCCUGCCUGGCCAUGAAGGACAGAACACCAUCCAAAUUACAUACAAUAUUGCGUCCGGUAUUCAAAGCAAAGAGCAUCCCCACCCGGGACGGGCUUUCUUCGCCGUAGGAUUUCCACGGACGUGCUUCCUGCCGGAUGGCAUCUUGGGGCGUAAGAUUCUCCGCUAUUUGAAGAUAGCCUUCGAUCGGAGGCUGCUGUUUUCCAUUGGUCGUUCGGCAACUACCGGAAGGGAAGAUGUAGUACUUUGGAACAACGUGGAGCACAAGACGCAGUACUCGAUGUUUCCGGAUCCACAGUAUAUGCAGAGGUGUAUGCAACAACUGGUACAUCUUGGUGUAACAGACUGAGUGCGAUUAAAGCAAUUGUUUUGUUUUUUUUCUGUUAUAAUCAAACGUACUGAAGUGACAAGACUGUGAGUUCGUGUCCGUGUUCCAAUAGGCACUAAUCAGAAGCAGCUAAGAGUUCAAAUGGGAUUAUAUCUCCCAGUAAGAAUAAAAAAAUCUACAGUUUUUUUUUGUUGAUAAUUGUUUUUUUCUAUUAGCAAAAAUUAAGUAUUCUGAAAACAGUAUUGUAUGUUUUGUACAAGAAACUAUAUAUGACAUUUUUAAAUCUAAGGGAUCUUUAACGAAUCAAUAAAAAAAUGAUCUCUAUGGUCCAUGAACGUGAAGAUAUUCUAACUCCUGGACGCGAUAUAGAAACUUUUAAUGUGCCAAUAUGAAGAAAUUUGUAAAUAGCGUAAAAUUACACAAACACUUAGACAAAUAACGCGAACAUUCAUACACAAGCACUAUAUGUACUGUUAGGAAAAUAGGAAACCUCUAAGAGGUUAUGAUCUAUUAUACGUUUUAUCUAAUGAAACCUUAUCUUAUUGCAACUUGGUUUCACGCAACAGCCAUCUUCCAUUUAAAAAUCUUCCAAAAUAUGUAUAAAAUAAGUAUAACAAGGUUGCUAGAUAAUAGUCCACUUUAAUGUAUGUAGAUAUUUUUAGUUGAAUGAUUUAGCUAUAUUUUUGAACAUUCAGAAAUCAUGUUCCUUCUGAUCUUAUAAAAGCGUAAUAGUGCAUAAUCAAAAUUUCAAGUUACGUAUCUAUUGACAAAUGAGUAAAUUUCAAGUGAGCACAUUAGAUAAUUGUAGGCUUGAUUCAAUAAAUUGAAGUAAAUUUAAAACGUUGUUU